CACAAGGAAACCAUUUGAUGACAAUGAUCAAAGCUAUAUUCUUUGUCCCUUUCUUGAUAUUGAUCUUCUUUGGAUCAAGAAGAGUAGCUAGCGCAGGAGAUCAAAACGCCUUGGCCGCAUCAUUCGUUUUCGGCGAUUCGUUAGUGGACGCAGGGAACAACAAUUACUUGCAAACGUUGUCUAGAGCCAAUAGUCCUCCUAAUGGCAUCGAUUUCAAACCAUCCCGUGGGAAUCCAACCGGCCGGUUUACUAACGGCCGGACCAUAGCUGACAUCGUUGGAGAAAAGCUAGGGCAACCAAAUUAUGCAGUUCCAUAUCUAGCACCAAAUGCAAAGGGUGAAACAUUAUUAAAUGGUGUGAAUUACGCAUCAGGUGGUGGUGGAAUUCUCAAUGCUACUGGAAGUGUAUUUGUUAAUCGGUUAGGAAUGGAUAUACAAGUUGAUUACUUUAGUAUUACAAGGAAGCAAUUUGAUAAGCUUUUGGGUGAAGAUAAGGCCAGAGAUUACAUAAAGAAAUCUUUAUUCUCCAUAGUAAUUGGCUCAAACGAUUUUCUCAACAACUAUUUAGUCCCUUUUGUUGCGGCUCAAGCGAGAUUAACACAAACUCCUGAAGCUUUUGUUGAGGACAUGAUUAGCCAUCUUCGUGAUCAACUCAAGAGAUUAUAUGCAUUGGACGCUCGUAAAUUUGUGGUGGGGAAUGUAGCUCCAGUCGGAUGUAUACCGUACCAGAAAUCAAUCAAUCAGCUAAAGGAUAAACAGUGUGUUGAUUUGGCAAACAAGUUGGCUCUUCAGUACAAUGCUCGUCUCAAAGAUCUCUUGAUGGUGGAAUUGAAAGAUAGUCUAAAAGACGCACACUUCGUGUAUGCGAACGUCUAUGAUCUUGUUAUGGACCUUAUUGUCAACUACAAAGAAUACGGGUUUACGACAUCAAGUGAGGCGUGCUGUGGGACGGAUGGGAGAUUGGCAGGGAUAUUGCCAUGUGGACCAACCUCGAGCCUUUGUGCGGACCGGUCAAAGCAUGUGUUUUGGGACCCGUACCAUCCUAGCGAAGCUGCUAAUCUCAUCAUCGCUGACAAAUUACUCAACGGUGACUCAAAAUACGUUACUCCCUUUAAUCUCUACCACCUUCGUGACCUUUAAUAAUCUCUUUUUUUGUUUACUAUGAAAAAAUGUAAUUCUGUUCUGAGAUUGUGAGAUUCAUUCCUUGUUUCUUUGGUCAUGUUACCCCUAAAAACAUGAUAUAGUCGUUUUCGUUUACGUUUUGCUGUUUCUAAAGUGUAGCCAUUCUAGACUGUAGUUCAAUUCAUGUGGUUUAAUUUCGUGUAUGUUCAAAUGCAGUGCAACCAAUUGAUGA
Raphanus sativus (radish) is the source of this 1353-nucleotide messenger RNA. Its product is annotated as GDSL esterase/lipase At3g50400. Bases 18 to 1139 code for a protein of 373 amino acids. Lineage: Eukaryota; Viridiplantae; Streptophyta; Magnoliopsida; Brassicales; Brassicaceae. Gene Ontology annotation, molecular function: hydrolase activity, acting on ester bonds. The transcript has 5 exons. The record is from RefSeq and is a predicted model, not a curated record.